AUGUCAAGAGUUAUAGAAAAUGACAAAAUUCCUGAGUAUCCAAAUGUCGCAAUCAGACCGAGAAGCCCUAGAAAAGUUUAUCUGAAAGAGAAAAGCAAAAUACUGCCAGAUUUUAAUGCGGCAGAACAUUUAGCUCCACAGAUCUAUUUUGAUAGAGAUACAAUCACUAAACUGAUCGAAGAAGAGAAACCAGAGAAUUUGACCGUGAUGAGAAAACUCUCCUGUUUCAAUCAAAGUUUAGGAGAUUUCGAUGACAAUUCAAAACAUUUUGUUUUGUCAAAACCGAAAAAUGUUUUUGGAACUUCUGAAACAGAGAAUGGAGAGUUUGUAACUGUCCUUCCUUUGAAAGAAGACCCACCUCCUUUAAUCGAAGUUCCUCCUUUUAUUCAACAGGACAGAAAUGAACCAAACUUCAUUAUUCCUCCUGUAGAAGAAGAUAUUCCAGCUUCUUCAAAAGUUUAUCCACCAUGUCCAAGUUCUCCAAGAGGACAAAGACCUCAUUCGCCAUCAGUGAGAAAACGAAGAGAAUUCUUGAAUACAUUGACAACAGCAGCAGAAACAAACCAAAAUGUUCCUGCAAAUGAUUUUCAGAAACCAAAAAUCAUAAAUCCAUCAACAAGUAUCGGAAAAACAAGGUUUGGCUCUUUAGUCAAACUUUUUAGCCAAGUUCACAAAAAGAAAAAUAGAAAUUCCAUGAAAUCUUUUGUUUGA
This is a messenger RNA of Trichomonas vaginalis G3, 711 nucleotides long. RefSeq lists its product as uncharacterized. Lineage: Eukaryota; Parabasalia; Trichomonadida; Trichomonadidae. Bases 1 to 711 code for a protein of 236 amino acids. The transcript has a single exon. The record is from RefSeq and is a predicted model, not a curated record.